AUGAAGUGUCGCAUCUUUUGCGCCGUGCUGCUAAGUGCCCUAGUGCGUAUCGGCCACUCGUGGGAUCUGCGUUCGAUCGGGAUCGAUCGAUUCCGCGUGCGGCACGUUUCGCUGUACCACUCGAGGGCAUUCUUGACGAUUGAAUCAUCCAACGUGUCGCUGGUGGAAGCAACCUGGCCCGAAAAUACUGGCAAUCAGUGGCCUCGAGUACUGUCGAGCGAUUGGGACGAACGGUCGUGCCGUGGAUUGCGACAGGUGCUGGGAACGGAUAUCGAUCGGCUCGCUCGACUGUGGGUACUUUGCGGUGCGGACCGGGACAAGUUGAUCUGUCCACCGAAACUGGUCAUUCGCAGUUUGCUUAGCCCCGGUACGGGUGAGAUACACCAUCAGUUUCGUGCGGCCGAUAAUCAGCGCUUUCACACGAUUGUUGUUGACCCAGUCCCAGCAAGUGAUGGAGAUACACGUGCGUAUAUAACGCUCCUGGAUGAGGAUCAUGUAUUGCUGUACUCUCUGUUUAAACGUACGGUAGGCAAGCUACAAUUUCAAAAGAACGAUCUCACCUCAAUGCAUCCGAUCUCACUUUCGGAGGUGACCAUCAACAACAACCACCUCUACGUAGCGGAUACGGUGAGUGAUCGCUUGUUCGCACUUCCCGUCCGGAACAUACGUCAGCUCGCCUUUCCGGAAGAUGGCGUGCGGAAGAUUAUUAUGAAAACGAAUGUUACCUACCUCGGGCGGUUGCUCGGUCGGCCGUGCGGGUUGAAGUUGGAUUUCCACGACAAUCUGCUGUACGUGCUACAACGCGACGGUGCGAUUGUCAAGUGGACACCGGGACGUUCGCUGAAGGCGGAAAACCAUCGCGUUAUCCUGCAGCAAGGUUCGAACAUCACGCAGAUCAUCCUCGGAAUCGCCGGAAAAGCUUGGGCCGUGUCCGGGGAGUACAUUUCACACGAGACCCAUCGACACUGCAUGAAGAUUGGGGUUUAG
Anopheles marshallii is the source of this 987-nucleotide messenger RNA. RefSeq lists its product as uncharacterized. Lineage: Eukaryota; Metazoa; Arthropoda; Insecta; Diptera; Culicidae. The coding region runs from base 1 to 987 and encodes 328 amino acids. The record is from RefSeq and is a predicted model, not a curated record. The transcript has 3 exons.